Messenger RNA from Lytechinus pictus (painted urchin), 6730 nucleotides. RefSeq names its product ERO1-like protein alpha. Lineage: Eukaryota; Metazoa; Echinodermata; Echinoidea; Temnopleuroida; Toxopneustidae. Gene Ontology annotation, biological process: protein folding in endoplasmic reticulum. Gene Ontology annotation, molecular function: protein-disulfide reductase activity; thiol oxidase activity; FAD binding. Bases 328 to 1812 code for a protein of 494 amino acids. Gene Ontology annotation, cellular component: endoplasmic reticulum; endoplasmic reticulum membrane. The record is from RefSeq and is a predicted model, not a curated record. The transcript is spliced from 13 exons.
GUAAUCCUAAAAGUAUAAUCCACUGCAAUAAAGUUGAACCAAAACAGAGGAGUGACCUUAGUCUUUGCACAAGUGUAAUCAGUUAUGGUACAUUACCAUUACUUCGUUCAUCGAUUUAUUAAUGUUAUUUUCAAAGCUUAUUUUUUAAAUAGGAGGUAAUUGAAAUUAAUUUGAAUAUGUAAAUUAACAAAAAAAUAUACAAAGAGUUAUAUGAAAAUUGUCUAUUUUUAUUUAUCUUGAAUAAAAACUAAUUAAUGUCGGCGAUUUGAUACAUGAUACGUUCAUGUUUUGAAGCAUACGGAGGGAAACCGAUUUUCAUGCUCAUCUAUGACUUGCUGGUUUAUCAUGGCUUAUCGUGUCAGGAUGUAUAUUUCGUUCCUCCUUGUCCUCUGCUUCAUAUGCCUAUGCAGUUCAUCAUUUUCUGGAAGUGUCACAAAAAGCAAAAAUGAUGUCCACCGCUGUUUUUGUGAGUUAAAUGGUGUUGUGGAUGACUGCACAUGUAAGGUGGAAUCUGUGAGUGAGUUCAACAAUAUACGCCUAUUCCCACCUCUCAAUAGCCUGCUAACCAAGAAUUACUUCAAGUUUUUCAAGGUAAACCUUCAUCGGCCAUGUCCGUUUUGGUCUGAUGAUAGCCGAUGUGCCAUGAAGGGAUGUCAUGUCUGCCCAUGCUCUCCGGAUGAUUUACCUUGUGGAUUGAAAGAAGAGUCAAAUGAAAACAAGUAUUCUGCUGACUCUAACAAGCCAUCAGAUGAAAUCAAUGAUGAAGAAGAGGAAGAAGAAGAAUGUGAUGAGGAGAAUAGGGAGGAGGAGGAGGUGGAUCCCUUAGGAGCACUGGAUACAACCAUUAGCAAGGAGAAUCUGUUAGCCUUUCAGCAGUGGAAAACUCAUGAUGAUGCUCAGCUCAACUUCUGUGAAAAAGAAGAUGAACACUCUGGUGACAUGGAAUAUGUAGAUUUAUUACGGAACCCUGAGAGAUACACUGGUUACAAAGGAUCUUCACCUCAUAGAAUAUGGGGUAGCAUCUACAACGAAAACUGCUUCAAGCCUGAUAAUCUUGAAUCUACUGCAACUACCUAUGAAAGUUUACUCAAUAAUAAAACAUUAAAAGAUAUGUGCCUAGAGAAGAGAGUUUUCUAUCGUCUGAUAUCUGGACUUCAUAGCAGUAUCAAUAUUCAUCUUUGUGCAAAGUAUUUGCUUUCUGAGGGCCUUUUUGAAAAGGAACAGUGGGGGCGAAACGUUGAGGAAUUCCAGCUUCGAUUUGAUCCAGAAACAACAGAAGGAGAAGGCCCGAUCAGACUUAAAAAUCUUUAUUUUACCUAUCUGGUAGUGCUUGGAGCCAUUGCAAAAGCUGCUCCAGUUUUAGAAAAAGAACUGUUUUAUACAGGAGAACCAGUCGAAGAUCAGGAGGUGCAGAGAGUCGUGAAAGAGAUUCUUAAAAUAGCCAAAUCAUUUCCUGAACAUUUUAAUGAGAGUGCAAUGUUUCAGGGAGACCACCAACAAGCUCUACAACUCAAGGAAGAAUUCCGCACCCAUUUCAGAAACAUCUCAAGGAUCAUGGACUGUGUUGGAUGUGACAAGUGUAAACUAUGGGGUAAACUACAGAUUAAAGGUUUAGGUACAGCAUUAAAGAUUCUAUUCACAGAGCAGGGUGCUACUGGAAAAUCGAAGCUCACACUCGACAGAGAAGAAAUUGUCGCUUUAUUCAAUGGAUUUGGAAAGUUAUCUGGCAGUAUAAUAGAAGUUGAAGAAUUUCAGAAGCUCCUCUCGCAAGACAAAGCCGAUUCACCAAACAGGAAACCUGGCUUUUUAUGACAUCUACAUAACUAAUUUUAUGUGAUGUAUAUUAUUCUAUUUGCCAAGACACUUAUUUUUCUUGCAUCUUGCGGUCCCAAGAUUAUCUGCAUUGUUUGGAAAGACCAGAAAGAUGAAUUUUCAAAAUGUGAAAUAAAUUGUGCCUUUCCUGCGCAAUUUAAAAAGUGCAAUGAAGGUCCACAUGCCAUUUCAAAUCUUCACCUAUCAAUAAAAAUGAAAAGUGAAUUGAAAAAAAUGAUCAGGUACCUCUAUUGGGGUAAAACAUUCAUUAAAUGUGGAAGUUGUGUACUUGGAAGCAUUCAAAUGGUCCUUUUGUAUCAAGCUUGUUUAUAUUGAAUGACACUAUUUAUUAAAGCUGCUGUUAAGUAUAUGUGCAGCUAGUAUUGAACAAAUGAUGUUAUACUUUCUUGCUCUGAGAAAUAAAAAAGUAUUAUGUGACAACAGGGGAGUGUUUCAUCAAGAUUUUCAUCCGACAAGUUGUCAGAUCUGACAUCUUUCUCUUAUGUUGAUUGGCUGAGAGGUACUGUUACUAUGGUAACUGUCGGAUAAAAUGGGACUUGUCAGAUAAAACGUCCGACAAGUCCUUUCAUGAAAUGCUCCGAUGUUCAUAUUUAUGCCCAAUCGGUCAGAAUUAUAGUACCAUAUGAUCGUUGUAUUGUUUUUUUAUAUAUAUAUAUUUGCCCUGCUUAACAAAACUUUUAUCUUGUUUUGUUAAUGUGAAGAAUAAUAUUUCUAAUGGUAGGAACUUUUUUUUACUAGUUAUUAUUUAAUUUGGCAAAGAAUCUCACACAAAGAAAUAAAAUAUAACAAAUAAUCAUAAAUAAUACAAUCAUGAUAAACCGUAGGACGACAAAAUUAAUAAGAAGAAUGACAUUAAAAAUGUGUGUCUUUAUCAUUAGAUGUACAUGUAUGUUCCUUAUAUUGACAUAACUCUAAAUAUACAUUGGAUAAAUUUUUAAGUAUUUAUAAUAAUAGUAAUAGUAGCCAAAGCAUUUUGUGAAAUUUCAUCCAUAAUAUCUAGGCUCCUAAUAUCUGAAUACAGUUACAUAUUAAAUAUGUUUAUUCACAUUAAACGCUUAUAGGCUGUCAAGAAGACCUACCAAUCGCCAUUGUUGGUCUGUGAGUUCUAGUGUCCGUGCAUCUGUCUGGCUUGUGUAACGUCUGUUAUUUCAAACUCGGCAAACGGCCCACCUCUGCUAUUCUAGCUGAAUCAACAUGUCGUUUGUUGAAUUCCAACAUGUUUUGAUUGCUUGUAUCAGCUUGUGCUCUGCGAUUCCAAGCUGUUUCUGUUCAGUUGCAAAGGCAUUGAUCGCUACCACAGAAUGCUUGAAAUGCCCAACAAGCCUAGUUGCUGUAGCACAGAUGUUCCUAAUGCUAGGAACAGAGUACAUGACCAAGUUCACACAUAUUCGUAGCUUAUAGGUUGCUCAGCCUAGGUCAUCAGCAUUAAUCCCUUCGCCAACUCGUCGCACAUUAGCUGCGUUGUCGUGGACAGUGCCAGCAGUUUUUUUCCAUUAAGCCCCACUCUUCAGUCACAUUCCUCAGUUGGUUUUGCAGGGCCUCAGUUGUGUGGCGAUGGGGCUCAUCAUCAUCUUCAAUGCUCCUCACAGGUCCCGUCUCAAGGAUGAAGUUUUGUCUCUCCCACCUGUCGCCAAUUUUGUGCGACGUUACUGUCAUGUAAUCGUUUGUCCCAACACUUAUCCAACAUUCUGUAGUUAAUGCGACCGAGGUAACCUCUCCCAGGAAAUCGCAGACACUCCUCCUUUUCAUGUCAUACAGCGCUUUUUAUAGUCUGUUUGUGAUUGUACACCUGGUUGGCAUGGUAUAGCCCGGUUCUAGGAUUUGAAUGAGCCCUCUCCCUCGACACAACUUAUAGUCUUUGGCAACCAACGAGACGAUACCUUUCAUAAUUUCCUCCUCAGUGUGGGCAUUUUCCUAAAGAAGGUUAUUGGCCCAUGGCGUUGGUCAGGGGCGUUUACAAUGUUUGGAUGCUUCUUCAGAAGAUGACCAUUCAUUGUAGUUGUAGAUCCUCCGUUGUACUUGUAAACAACAUUGCAGAGUUUACAUUUCACACUUGACUGAAGUCUUGGUGAAAUAUUCCCACACCUUACUCGCUUUCCCCAUUCUGGAGAUUCCCCAAUCAAUACACCAAUAAAUUAAGUACUUCCCAAUCUCUGCACAACUAUCAAAACGAAUUGACAACAGAUUACAGAUGUAUGAACGUUUGAGAUACAGCUAAUCUUUUGAAAAGCUGUUAAUGAAGUGAAGGUAUAUCCUUGUGAAUAGUGUUUGCACAGCAUUUUGUACCAAGUGUGGAUGUCUUUGACGUCAACCCCCAGCUGGUCUUACAGCCUUCUCCAGGCCUCGUCUUUCUUGUCAAGUUCGGCCCACAUGGCAUCCGCUUGUUGUGGAGGCCCGGGCACCCCAGCAAGUACUCUUUAGCCUCAUCUUCCUGAGUGUCAUUGAGUUCACGGUCCUCUGCCUCGCUCCAGAACCGCCCCUGUUCCUCUUUUUCCUGUUUGUGGGUUCUUCUUCAUUUUCCUCAUGAGAGAAAGGUCCUGCUAUUCAUUGACAACAAACACCCAUAUUUUAAAUAAAUAUACAUCUUAUGGUACGAAAUAAGUAAUAAAAUAUUACCAAUUCCACUCUAAAUGGUACUUUUUAUCAAUAAACCCCUCAACCAAGGUGCACUUAUCAAAAAGAGACCAUUUAUGCUCCCACUAAGUUCUUUGACAUACAUGUAACAAAUGCCAACAGAGUAUAGUGCUAAUACAAUACAAUUAGUCUACAGCCCAUGAAAGUCCAUAAUAGUCUAACCAGGCUCCUCUUCCCGCCGACGGUCUCAGCGCUGAGGUGGGGUUCUCUUUUCAGAUAUGGCCUGCAGCAAAAUAAUUUUAUCCUUAAACAAAAUAGACUAUUCAGACACGUGAUCAGAGGAAACGUGUGAGGUAGAAUGGGUGGGAUAAUUUUCCUGAAACGCAGCAAAUAUGCAUUUUAGGACUCACCGAUGGUACUCCUUUGUUGAGUGGGAUGUGAGCAACAACAUGCAGACGGGAAGUCCUAACAGGGUACUAUACUAUAUGAUGCAAUAAAAUCAAAAUAUGUGACUGUACGCAGUAGUCUAAGUGUCAACAAAAUUAUCUUCGUACCGGUGCCGAAUGGCUUGCUUAAGGGAAGCAUUUGUUAAUCCUUUCCAGAAAACAACGCGAAGGGUCUCAUCCUUUGCGAAGGAUGAGAUACCCUUCCUUUGCUCUGCCUUAUCGGUUGCUAAUUGUAAGCAAGCGCUGUAGGCGGUCACCGAUUCAUCUGGUCCCUGCUUGGGUGAGUAAAAUUGUUGUAGAAGUACGACUUUUGAUUCUACUGUGCCAUAGGAGCCUUCUAGCUUUUCAACAAUCUCCUCAACCGUUGCCUCUACAUUCAUGUUUAAAACAAGCUGACCUGCCUCUCCCCGUAACGAAGGUCUCGCAAGCCUAGCCAGCUCACCCGGGCUGCAAUCAUUGUCUAUUUGAAGACAUUUUAUUUUGUAUUUCCACACCUCACAGGGGACCUUACCCCUUUUGUGUUGUGGCACACUCAAAAAAAUUAAUAAUUUAAGGGAAUUUUGAAUAAUAGUUUGUGAUUUAACCACAGGUUGUGCUUCAUUACUCGACUCUGACUUUACAUCAAGUACGAGGUUUGACUAGGAGGCUUCCGCUAUUUCAAUGGCUUCCCCAUCCAAAACCUUUUUGUUAAGCUUAAACAAAAUAGACUAUUCGGGCAUGUGAUCGGAGGAAACGUGUGAGAUAGGAUGGAUGGGAUAAUUUUCCUGAAACUCAGCAAAUAUGCAUUUUAGGACGCACCGAUGGUACUCCUUUGUUGAGUGGGAUGUGAGCAACAAUAUGCAGACAGGAAGUCCUAACAGGGUACUAUAUGAUGCAAUAAAAUAUAUGUGACUGUAUGCAGUAGUCUAAACUGUAUGCAGUAGUCUAAACUGUAAAAAAUUGUCAAUAGCUUCGUACCGGUGCAGAAUGCCUUGCUUAAGGGAAGCAUCUGUUAACCCCUUCCAGAAAACAACGCGAAGGGUCUUGGCCUUUGCGGAGGAUGAGAUACCCUUCCUUUGCUCUGCCUUAUCGAUUGCCGAUUUUAAGUGAGUGCUGUAGGCGGUCACCGAUUCUUCUGGUCCCUGUUUGGUUGAGUAUAAUUGUUGUAGAAGUGCGGCCCCCAAUUCUACUGUGCCAUAGAAGCCGCCUAGCUUUUCAACAAUCUCCUCAACCGUUGCCUCUACAUUCAUGUUUAAAACAAGCUGACCUGCCUCUCCCCGUAACGAACGUCUCGCAAGCCUAGCCAGCUCACCCGGGCUGCAAUCAUUGUCUAUUUGAAGACAUUUUAUUUCGUAUAUCCACACCUCAAAGGGACCUUACCCCUUUUGUGUUGUGGCACACCCAAAAAAAUUGAUAAUUUAAGGGAAUUUUGAAUAAUAGUUUGUGAUUUAACCUUGGGUGUUGCUACAUUACUCGACUCUUGACUUUACAUCUAGUACGAGGUUUGACUUAGAGGCUUCCGUUAUUUUAAUAGCUUCCCCAUCCAAAACCUGUAAAAUGGCUUCGGACGCUACGUGGCUAUUCACAAAGAUGCAGUGGGCAUUGCCAGUGCUCUCACCAGUUAUUGAAUCUUUACCAAAUUUAAUGUGGGUUAUCUCACCCACAGUUUCCAGGAAGUGUCUCAAACUAGCCUCUGUAGUUUGGGGUUUAAUCGCUUGACUAGUAGUAUGUAAUCGCCUGCAGUUGAAGUCAUGGUGAAAGCGAUAUAAAACGAUCUUAAAAAGUAAUGGGAAAUAACUAACCAGAAAACCAAUAUGGAAAUAUUAGCCAUAAAUAUUAGUUACACAAUUACAAAUUCUCAGACUGUUCUAAUUCGUAUUGUUUAAAGAGAGAGAGAG